AUGCCUAUGCUUCCUAGAGCAAUCAAAGAAGGACAUGCACUCUGUUGGUUUUGUUGCUUCUAUUAUCUGAUCAAACUAUUUUUUACUCUAUUCUAAUAUUAAGAAAUAGUGGAACCUACUUUCAGUAUACUCAUCUUAGUGAUUGGUUUACACGAUGUGAUUAACAUGCUUCACUAUUUAGUAAUAAUUAUAAUUCUGACAUAUAUAAUAUAUAGGUAUUAUUGAUGUACAGAACUUCAAUAGAUAAUUUAAUGUACUCUCUCUGAACUUUUCCAUUACCUAAAUAAUCAUUUAAGAAUUUGUUAGUUAUUAUGGUCCUAUGAACGGACUUCUCAUCAUUGAUAUUAUUGAAAAAAAAUCCAUCUAUUUCAAUUGUAUUACCAUUAAAUUAUUACACUACUUCAUUUCUGUCUACACUUUAGUCACCAUAAUAUUUAUUUCCACCGAUAUCCCCAUGUUUAUUCAACUAUAUAUUGUACUCUUAAUUAUUUAUUGGUUUAUUCCAGUUCUUUUGUGCUUUGUUUUGCCAUUUGUGAUGUUAUGGUUUAUAGUACUACGACAAAAAUUAAAUUAUUAAUAAAAUAGGAAUAUUAUUAUCAAUUUCUAUGAUCAAUUACAAAACAUUAAAUUUAGAAUUCUUAAAGAAAAACAUCCUUCAUUGUAAUCAAAUGAUUGGUAUUUUAUUUAAAUUACUUUAGUCCCAUUUGUUAUUAACAAAUAAAUGAAUCUCGCAGUGUUAUUUAAAUGCCUUGCCAUCAAGAACAUUACUUUCAUGCUGAAUGUUGUAGAUAAUGGCUUGGGAGAGAUUCAUGUUGUUCAUUGUGUCGGGUAGGAUUAGAGUAGUAGCCUAAAGAUGUGGCAUUACUUGAAUUCAUUUGAAUAUAUUUACUAAUUAAUAAUAUAUAUUAAAAUUUAGGAUGCUUAAGACAAAUUAGAAUUACAUUCAAAACUCUUGAAAUAUCCUCUAUUUUACACGUACAUUCAUCAUCUCAAGUAUAUAGCUUAUAAGAUCAUAAAGAAACAAGAAAGAAACAAGUAACUUAAUGGGGUGAAAUUGUCCAUCUCUACUUUCAAUCACAUAAAAUUUUGGAAUCCUCUAUUAGUGGAAUCCUUAAUAUUCCCAUAAUUUAGGAUUUAUCCUCUUUGAUAAGAGUUUAGAUUCUUCAGAAAUCAAAGAAAUACUUAAUUAAAUGGCACAAUUAGGAUCCAUAGAAUGGAAAAAUGAUUAAAAUUUCCCUGUGAAUUUGGUUAGUCCUUUCGAAUUGGCAGUUGCAAUCUAUGCUUGGGCUAAGGAGAAAAAAUUGAUUGUUACACAGAGACAUUAAGAGGCAUUACUGAAGGAAGUAGGACUGAUUAAACUAAAAGUAUUAUUGUACAUAAAUCUAUAGAAUUUACCUUAAGAAUAAAUUCUCAAAGCAUGCUUAAUUUUAGAAGAAACUGGGAGAUGCUAAGUCUAUGAGUUUAAUGGUUUAUAUAGUAUCAAAUUUAUAUGA
This is a messenger RNA of Paramecium pentaurelia, 1493 nucleotides long. Lineage: Eukaryota; Ciliophora; Oligohymenophorea; Peniculida; Parameciidae. The record is from the annotation of a GenBank genome assembly.